AUGUUUAACAAUCGUUUUUUUGAUUAUUACCUAAUGGAGACGAGUGAUCCUAUUCUUCGACGGUUGCCCGUCCAUAUGCGAGCAGGAGCUGUACUUCUAGGAGGUCUAUUCAGUAUGCUCAGCUUCGGGACUGUUUAUACUUUUGGUAAUAUGCUUCCUUAUAUGGUUUCCUAUUUACGAUGGAAAGUCGAUCCAACCAUGAAGGCUGGCUCCAUGAUAUGGCUGCAGACAUUGCUAAGCGGCGUUCCGUUUGCCAUGAUAGCCGGAGGCGUUUUAGAAAGACGCAUGGGAGGCAAACGAGCAGCUAUUCUUGGAUCUCUGAUGUACACGGGAGGAACAGCCAUGACUUUCAUCACAAUUCAAAAGUCCUAUGGUUUGAUGCUUAUAUCUAUGGGUCUUGUGGCAUCAUUCGGAGGUAGCAUUGCAUACAACGCUAUCCUCACUACAGCUCAGAAGUGGUUCCCUCAAAAUGUUGGAAUGGCUAGUGGCAUAAUCGUUGGAGGAUACGGUUGUGGAGCAUUCAUCUUAUCACCUCUGCAGACUUCAUAUAUCAAUCCCUUAGACUAUCGGGUUAAUGCUGAGGGUUACUUCACUCAGGAAGAUUUAUUAGAAAGAGUUCCUUAUGUUUUCCUUGUUAUGGCCACUGUGUACUUCCUGCUACAAACUGUCGGAUUAACUUUUGUGGGAGCCCCGAAAGAGGACCAUGACGAGGGAGACCAACUGAUCUCUGAGAAUCAUUCUCAACCAAUUUCUACCCAAUUAAAAUCAAUGACUUUCGUUGUGCUUUUCAUAUCUCUGACUUUGAACUCGCUUUGGGUUCAAAUCGUUAGUGGACUCUAUAAGGCUUAUGGCCAGCAAUUCAUAUACAGCGAUAUGUUCCUCUCAUUUGUCGGAUCUCUUUCAUCUAUUGCUAAUGCUGGAAGUCGUAUCGUAUGGGGUUUAAUUGUAGACAAGAGCUCCUAUCAAACUUGCAUGUGCAUCGUGACAAGCUUGGCAGCUUGUUCGAUUUGGCUUUUGCCAACAAUCAAAUGGAUUGGCAACGAUAUGGUUUUUCUCAUUUCAAUUUGCACUAUGUUCACUUGUGUUGGUGGAACAUAUUCUCUUUUCCCUUACAUCACCAACAGAUGUUUUGGGAGAGCCAAUUUUGGAGUUGUUUAUGGAACAUUACAGACAGCUUUGUGUGUGGCCGGGAUUUUCGCAGGAUUUCUCUGCCAGUUUCUGCUCCCUGAGAUUGGAUUCGAGAAUCUUUUCAUCAUUGCGGGCUUUUGCAUGGCAGCUUCUUUUGCUUUGACAGUAGUACUGCAUAGGACUGAUAUGGCUGAAUCUUCGUCGCAGUACUCAUUAGUAUCAACAGAAGAAUAG
Auanema sp. JU1783 is the source of this 1362-nucleotide messenger RNA. The record is from the annotation of a GenBank genome assembly. Lineage: Eukaryota; Metazoa; Nematoda; Chromadorea; Rhabditida; Rhabditidae.